AUGAUUAGAUUUAUUAAAUUAAUGUUAGUUUUAUUACAUGGGUUAUUUACAUCAUCUUCAUAUAAUUUAAAAGGUAUAGCUUUGGAAAAAGCGAGAGAUGAAAACAUUCGAUAUCCUCUUAUACUAAUACAUGGAAUUGGUGGAACACAAGCAUUAUGUAAACCAACUGACAAACAAUCACAUACGAAACCAUUUACACUUUGGGUUAAGUUACUUUAUUUUUUGAUCCCGGAAAAAUUAUUCACUUAUAUGGGAUUAAUUUAUGAUCCGAAGACAAAACAAACGAGAGACAGAGAGUUGUGUAAUGUUGAAUUCCCUGGUUGGGGUGAUACUUGGGCUAGUGAAUAUUUAUCUGAAGAAAAAUAUCCAUUAACAAGUUAUAUGAAGUCACUUGUUCAAAGUUUAACAGAGGACAAAUUUUUUGUGCGAAAUAAAACAAUACGUUCUGCACCGUAUGAUUUUCGCAAAGCGCCAAAUGAAAACGCAAAAUAUUUCGUCAAAUUAAAGGAAUUGGUUGAAGAGACCUAUGAAAAUAGUGAAAAAUGUCCAGUUUACUUAUUGGGCCACAGUUUAGGAUCAUUGUACUCAAUGUAUUUUUUAAAACUGCAAGAUAAAAGAUGGAAACAUAAAUAUAUCAAGGGAUUUAUAUCUGUGUCAGGUCCUUUUGGUGGAUCUGUUGAAAGUUUGUAUGCGGAAACCUGUGGUCAUAACUUCGGAAUUCCAUUUCGUUCUCCACUAGCAUUUCGUGACAUUGAAAGAUCAUUUCCCGCAAUGACAUUUCUUCUACCAGAUCCACGUGUGUGGUCAGCAAGUGAGAAGUUCGUUAUAACUCCGAAAAGAAAUUAUUCAGCACAUGAUAUGAAAGCAUUUUUUAAUGAUAUUUCUUUCCCUCAAGGUUAUUUGAUGAUGAAAGAAACCAAAAGUCUAUUUAAUCCAUCUGAAAGGCCUACUGAUAUUGAAGUUUACUGUGUUUAUAGUUUUAAUAUUCCAACAAUAUUACAGAUGAUUUUCAAUAUUCCAGGACCACAUCGUUCUGCCUUUCCCAAUCAGAUACCAAAAUUAAAAUAUGGUGAUGGUGAUGGUGUUGUACCGUUAAAAAGUUUAUCUGUUUGUAAUAAAUGGAAUUAUGUUAAUGUAGUUGUGUUGGAACAAAGUUCACAUGAAGAUAUUGUACAAGAUGAUCGUUUUAUUAAAUAUUUGAAGAAAUUACUUAUUAAUGAUUGA
Molecule: messenger RNA, 1224 nt
Organism: Schistosoma guineensis
Lineage: Eukaryota; Metazoa; Platyhelminthes; Trematoda; Strigeidida; Schistosomatidae
Source: the annotation of a GenBank genome assembly